GUUGUUUACACACACAUGUGUAGCGAUUAGAAUCUUAUAUACUAAAGAGUCAAAUUUCGAAAAAUUUGACAAAUAUAUCGUAUAAUAAAAGUAAAUUAAUGAUAUGUAUAAUUAAAUUUUCUGACUAUUAAACCUAUAUGUUAAUAGUUUUAUACCUAAUUUAUAAAUAAGUAUCGCAAAUUUUGAUGAAAUUUAAAGACAAUGGCAGAGCACAGAGGUACAUCCUUUUACAAUUCUUGUGUAAAAGUUCCAGUAGAUCCUUGUAGCAGACAACCAAAUCCUUCUUAUGAACGUAUUGGAUCUAAAAAAAGCAAGGAAGAUAAUUUUUAUAAGUGUAAAAUAAAUUUUAUGGAAAAUGAUCAACUUAUUAAGGAAUCUAGAAUAUCUGAUCCUACACAAAUUAUGGAUAACUUUUUAGAAUUUUUGGAUAGUAUACCAGAUUAUGAUCAAGUAUAUCAUUUAUCGAAUGAGCAGUUUAAACAAGAAGUUGAUCACUUGAAAAGAAAACAGAAACUAUUACUGAAAAAUUUAGAAAAUUCAUUGAUUAAUCAUGAAAAUGUAAAUGUGUCUAAAUUUUCAGUAUCUAAGUGUAAUCAAAAAUCAAAAAUUAAAAGUAAGAAUGAUAUUAAUGAUUUGAUAUUAAAUGGUAAAAAGUGUUACUUAGAAGAAUCUCGAACUCCUAGUCCUUUACUUUUUCUUUCUAGUAAAUUUAAUGGAUUGUCAGAAGACCAAGAUCUUUCGACAAAUAGUAAAAGCUAUAAAGGAAAUGGAACAAUAUGCAAGGAGAAGAUAUGCUUGAAUGAUGAAAACUGGUUGAAUGUGGAAAACAGUAAUGAUAAUAUUGAAAGUGACAUAGAUAGUAUAGAAACAAGAAGUUUGCCUGCUAAUAUUACAAAAGAGUGGCAUCCUACUGUUCCCAAACCAUUUAGUUUUACUAUGCGAGAAGAAGCAAUAAAAGAACAGAAAUGUAAAAAUUUAGAAAAUAAUAAAAAAAAUUCGCGAAGGAAACGACGCGUGAGACCAAUCCCACUGACAUCAAAAAUUCCACUUUAUGACAAAUUAUUAGCUGAAAAAGAAGAAAGGAGUCGUAUAAUUCGUGAAGAAAGCGCAUUAAACCUAAUGUCUCAGGUACGUCCUUUUAGGCUGGAAUGUGAUCGUCGAGCUUGGAGACUUUUAACAAGAUCUAGUCCAGAAAUUCGUAGUAAAAGCAUUAACACGAAUACAAAUUUUAAGGCUAAACCGGUACCAAAAAAUCUUUUCAGCACAGAAAUAUACGAUCGUAUGCUUGAAGACGAAUAUUACAGGCAAUUACAAAAACGGUUAAGAGCCGCACAAUUAAUGAAGUCCUCUUCCUUACCGCCGUCAAUGGCUAGACGAGAACGCGUCAAAUCUACGUGCAUACGUUUACGGAAUACAAAUAAAAAUUACAACGAAAACAUCGAUAAAAAUGUUUCGCAACUGACAAAUAAUAAUUUAAUGCCAUUAGAAAGAUAUAAAUCUAUGGUGCCUUUUUUACCAAUACGAGGAAGUAAUUUAGCAGCAAUCUUGAGAUGUCAAGUGUCACGAGAAAAAUUAGAACGUGAGAUAAGGGACAAAAUGGAAGAAAGACGUCGAGAACAAGCAAUAAAAAUUAAACAAUCUUUGAUUGGCCGUAAUCCAGUAUGGCGAGCUUUGAGAUGUUCAGCGAGGCAUGAACAUGAGAGAGACCUUAGUAUUCGAACUUUACUUCGUCGUGAUGAAGCGCGUGAACAGGAGGAACGUCACCGACUGCAAAUGGAAAUGAUGCUGGAUCGUGUGGCACAAAUACCAACUCUUUUUGAACGUCAUUCUCAGAGUUAUCAGUCGUUGACACAAGGAAAACAGAAUAUUAAUAGUAAAAAAAUGUUGCAACAAAAGAAAAAGAAAAAACAACAUAAACAAAUAUUAAAUUCUAUAAGUUCGUAUAUGAAUUACGAAAAUAUUUCUAGACCAGAUUCUGGAUCUUCAGCUAGUUCUUCGCGUACUUCCUUAUCAGCGAGUCAGUCUUUAAAUUCAUCAAAUACAUCUAUAUCACAAUCAUCUGGAAUGUCGAUAACGAAAUCUCAAACUUUGCUUUCAAAAAAGAAAGGUGAUCGUAGCCAGUUAAAAGUUUCUAUAAACGAGACUGCAGAGCUGAUUGAAGAUCAAAACAAAAGCGACAAAUUAUGUAAUAAUGAAUCUUUGAUCUCUAAUAAUGAUUGCAAUGAAAAUUCUUCAUAAAGUAAUAUAAUG
Molecule: messenger RNA, 2250 nt
Organism: Frieseomelitta varia
Lineage: Eukaryota; Metazoa; Arthropoda; Insecta; Hymenoptera; Apidae
Product: protein FAM161A
Exons: 9
Coding region: 202-2238 (678 amino acids)
Biological process (GO): cilium organization
Cellular component (GO): cilium
Source: RefSeq, a predicted model, not a curated record